Messenger RNA from Perca fluviatilis (European perch), 3106 nucleotides. RefSeq names its product zinc finger and BTB domain containing 32 (gene zbtb32). The transcript is spliced from 5 exons. NCBI's taxonomy places the organism in Eukaryota, Metazoa, Chordata, Actinopteri, Perciformes, Percidae. Gene Ontology annotation, biological process: regulation of transcription by RNA polymerase II. The record is from RefSeq and is a predicted model, not a curated record. Gene Ontology annotation, molecular function: protein binding; RNA polymerase II cis-regulatory region sequence-specific DNA binding; DNA-binding transcription factor activity, RNA polymerase II-specific. The coding region runs from base 109 to 1629 and encodes 506 amino acids.
CCAAAACCUGUAACCAGACAGACAUCACAGUCAUGAUGCGAGGUAGCUUUUCAUUCUCCAGGGAGAAUUUUCACUAAACACCGGACGUUUGAUAAUUUAAAUUUCAAAAUGAUCCGAAUCAACAACACCCAAUACUUCCACUUCCUGCAGCAGGCAGAUGCCUUACGUCGCUCAGGGUCGCUCUGUGAUGCCAUCAUCUCGGUGAAAAGUCAAACUUUCAGGGCUCAUCGGCUGGUACUGGCUUGUGCUAGCAGAAGACUCGCGCAACAGCUAGCCCAGGCAGACAUAGACAGCCCAGUCCACUGCACUCUGGAGUAUUUAUCACCCCACACCUUCCAGCAAGUUCUGGACUUCACCUACGCACAGACUCUUGAGGUGUCUGUGCAUGACCUGCACCUGCUGCUUACAGCUGCUCAGUUGUUGGAGAUGCAGCCUCUGGAGGACCAGUGCAGGAAGCAGCUGGGCAAUCUCCACAGAGCCAGAGAGGAGGGCAAAACGAGAGAAAUCAUAUGUGUCAAAGACGAGGAAGAAGAAAGUGCCGAGAACGAUGAAAAGCAAAAGGAAAGUCCAGUUCAAGAGGAGAAACUAAAAGAGAAGCCUUCCCCAGUGGAGGAGGCAAGCGACUGCAUUGUCAUGGAAAACCUCUCGCCCUCUGAUCCUGAUGAGAACUCCAACAGUCAGCCAUCCCCAAGAAAGAAGCCCAAACUCUCCCCUGUGUCAGCAACAUCCCAUAACAGAGACAGUGUUUUCACCAGGCCUGCCAGCACCAGUUCCUCUUUCUCUUCUCCCUGGACAAACAUGUGGAGCUCUGUGAACACCCUGAGGCGGUUAGCGAACUAUUCAAGCUUAAUUGCAACUCACCCCCUUCAGUCCCCAAACCAGUCCUCUGUAGCAUACCCAUUCUCCCUCUCCACCCCCCACAUGUUCCCGCUUCUCGGCUCUCAUUUUCAAACCCCUGUUCACAGCUCUGUAAUGGGCUACUCAGGCUUUUAUCCACAUUACACACAAAAGCUUCACGCCAGGUCUACAGGGAUGAGGAACAUAAUCAAGCAAGGCCUGUUAAAAAGAAAAAAAAACAGCCAGAGAGCAUUUACUGGGACUGUUCAAACCAGUGAGCAGAGUUACCAUGAGGUACCCAAAGCCAGCAAAGAGAGAGUUAAAGACUGCAAACACGGCAGUACAAGCCUCCGUGUUGAUCCAGUGCUGCGGGAGUCAGCCUCCACACUACCAGGUGAUGCCUGUGCAGGGUGUCGAUUCUGUGAAAGAAGAGAUGUAGUUCAGCGUGAACCACAAUCCAAUCGACCAGACCACAGAAGUGAAAAACCCUACCAGUGCCAACACUGUCCCAAGAAGUUUAGUCUGAAACAUCAACUCGACACGCACAUCCGCGUUCACACUGGAGAGAAACCCUUUGAGUGUCGUCUCUGCGGGCAGCGUUCACGGGACUACUCAGCCAUGAUCAAGCACCUGCGCACUCACGGCGGGGCCACGCCCUACCAGUGCACAGUGUGCCUGGAGUUCUGCAAUAGCCUGGCCGCCAUGCAAAGACACGUCAAGAGCCACGCAGUGCAGGACUUCCCUCCUGACUGGAGCAUCAACAACACCUAUCUGUACAACUCACACAUGUGAGCCUCACAGCACAGACUCCUCUGUCUACACAAAGUUCUCACAAGUGUCGCUUCAGUUUGUGCCUCUCAUGUACCACCAAUUAGGCCUACAUCUCAGUCACAGAGAUUAUGAUCUGUUUUUCUGAAGAAUACAUCCCCGAUUGUGUUUAUAAAAACAAGAAGGUCCUUUAACAACACUUAACACUCUCAAUGUUAUAACAAUAUUUGGAUCAACGACGGUUCAUAUCCAGGAUAAUCCCCGGAUUUUCUGCUAGAUGUCCCUCACCUUCCGUUCUUUGUGUUGCCGUUCUUAAACUCUGUUUCAGUUUCAGAACCUCCAAGCAGACAAGCUACACGCUGAAAAUGGCAAGUUUUGAAGAAAAUUGGGAUCGUGCAACAAGGCAGGCCUGCUUGGCUCUUUCAGGGAAUGAUUGUAAAAAUGUACAAAGAAUAUGUUAAGGGAAUUUACUAUCUAACUGAGACGUUUUGGGACGGAUUGGACCAAGUUCCUUCCCAAGACCAUUUUGCAGAGCCACUUUCUCUGCGUCUGGACGAUUAUGAUUGGUUUAAAGAAAUACAAACAACCCACAGCGUAUUUUUCUCCUAUCCAGGGAUGUAUUUGUGGAGGAGCUGGAGCUUACUCUGCAGCGCGGUGGAGAUAGGUCUGGCAAUGCGAGACUAUAAGAAUACAUGAAAGGCACAAACUGGGGCUAUCACACGUGUUGCAAUAACCUCUAUACAAACUGAAACUGCUCUGUAUUCACAUUCACAACUGUAGAAUAUAGAAAUGUGGGACUCUUGACAUGUCAGAAAAUGUAACGAAAGUGUUUACCAUUUAAUCAGGUCAUGUACGUGCAUUAAAGCCACAUCAACAGCUUCUCCUCGUGAAAUGACGCAGGCACCUUCCCUCUUACUUUCAUACUUAUUGGAACUUCUUGUGAAGUCAAAUCCCAGCCAAAUCUCAUAUAUGGUAACAUUAAACCAUUUUUGGAAGACUGUAUUUAUGAAACACUGACAAUAAGGAAUGUGGUGGACAAAUAAAAACAUCACUAGACAGCUCAUUAAACUGCUUUAGUUCAUUGAGAUGAGAAUAACUGAGAUUUUGUGGGCAUAUGACCUAGCUAGUGACAAACUAUAGUCCAGAAUGUUCUUCCAUUAGUGGAUUUUUUGCAUCAUCAGUCACUGACCUAAUUCACUAGUUGCAGUUUAAAGGCAUGAAUAUACUGAGUAAAUACCAAGUGGUAUUUAGCAACUGCCAUACCUCUCUAAAAGCACCACACAAGUAUGACUAUAUGCAGUGUGUAACCACACACAGUCAGAAGAACGUCCAGGCUACUGAAAGCUAUUUGUUGAUUUGUACAGCAUUAUCUGAAUGUGUAUGGGGAAUGAAAUAAAUAAAAUACAUGUUUAACUCCUUUUUCGUGAAUUGGCUUUAAUGGAUCAAUAUGCCAUGUUUAAGACUACUAAUGCAUCAAAUAAACAAGCUUACUCAAAACGGC